CGCCGCCCGCCAGCCAUGGAGCCCGGCCCCGACGGCCUCGCAGCCCCCGGCCCCGCUGCAAUCCGCGAGGGCUGGUUCCGCGAGACGUGCAGCCUGUGGCCCGGCCAGGCCCUGUCGCUGCAGGUGGAGCAGCUGCUGCACCACCAGCGCUCGCGGUACCAGGACAUCCUCGUCUUCCGCAGUAAGACCUACGGCAACGUGCUGGUGUUGGACGGCGUCAUCCAGUGCACGGAGCGCGACGAGUUCUCGUACCAGGAGAUGAUCGCCAACCUGCCCCUGUGCAGCCACCCCAGCCCGCGGAAGGUGCUGAUCAUCGGCGGUGGGGACGGCGGGGUCCUGCGUGAGGUGGUCAAGCACCCGUCCGUGGAGUCCGUGGUCCAGUGCGAGAUCGACGAGGAUGUCAUCCAAGUCUCUAAGAAAUUCCUGCCAGGGAUGGCCGUUGGCUACUCCAGCUCAAAGCUGACGCUACACGUGGGCGACGGGUUCGAGUUCAUGAAGCAGAACCAGGAUGCCUUUGAUGUUAUCAUCACCGACUCCUCAGACCCCAUGGGCCCCGCCGAGAGCCUCUUCAAGGAAUCCUAUUACCAGCUCAUGAGGACGGCGCUCAAGGAGGACGGUGUUCUGUGCUGCCAGGGCGAGUGCCAGUGGCUGCACCUGGACCUCAUCAAGGAGAUGCGGCAGUUCUGCAAGGCGCUUUUCCCCGUGGUGGGCUACGCCUACUGCACCAUCCCCACCUACCCUGGCGGCCAGAUCGGCUUCAUGCUGUGCAGCAAGAACCCGAGUACCAACUUCCGGGAGCCCGUGCAGCAGCUGACGCAGAAGCAGGUGGAGCAGAUGGGGCUCAAGUACUACAACUCAGACGUGCACCGCGCGGCCUUCGUGCUGCCCGAGUUCGCUCGCAAGGCCCUGAAUGAUGUCAGCUGAUCCCACGUGCCGCUGCCGACACCGCCGGGGACCUCGGACCCGGAGCCUCCAGGGUGCCUGAGCCCACCAGCCCCGGGCCUCGCCCCCUGCCGGUCUCACCCACCCACCAAGUGUUACAGGCCCCAGAAUGCUGGGCGGACUCUGUGCGUCUGUCUGUCUCUGUGCAAGCCUCUGCCAGCUGUGGAUAGCACCGUCUCUGCCUUCUGGUGCCCCUCACCAAACACGAGUAUUUAUAACAAA
Molecule: messenger RNA, 1164 nt
Organism: Lepus europaeus (European hare)
Lineage: Eukaryota; Metazoa; Chordata; Mammalia; Lagomorpha; Leporidae
Gene: SRM
Product: spermidine synthase
Exons: 8
Coding region: 16-924 (302 amino acids)
Biological process (GO): spermidine biosynthetic process
Cellular component (GO): cytosol
Molecular function (GO): spermidine synthase activity
Source: RefSeq, a predicted model, not a curated record